Molecule: messenger RNA, 5287 nt
Organism: Rubroshorea leprosula
Lineage: Eukaryota; Viridiplantae; Streptophyta; Magnoliopsida; Malvales; Dipterocarpaceae
Source: the annotation of a GenBank genome assembly
CUUACACAGUCCAUUCUUCCAAAUAUUUUGCAGAUUUUCAACCAGAAAAACAUCCACGACAAAGUUCAAGCAUGCCAAGAGGAAGAGAAGUCCAACUCUGAGCAUGUCUCAGAAUAAGUUACGGGCCAAACUCAAGAUUCUGUGUCAACAAGAUGCUGACCUGGAUGAUGAGAAAGAUUGUGUGGAGCGCCAUCGCAAGUAUUACGAAAGCAGUGGAGACGAGGAUAAACACAAGAACUGGUUGGGACGAAUAGAUUCGGCAAAAAAAUUAGGUCUUGAUGAUGGAGAACAACAUAAGAAGCAUAAGAAGCACAACUGUCCCUUUUUGCUGUGUCUUGAUCCCAACUCUACUUACCAACGUAGCAAGGCGGCAGAGCAGCGUUGCAAGAAAAUUGGUGCACUUGUGCAAGAAGCUCGUAGAUUAUUUGAGGACAUCUCACUUGGAGAUCAAAAUGAGGCAGUUGAUCGUUUCGAGUACUUUAAUUCGAUAGAGGAUGUUUUGGACAAGAUUUUGGGGGCAGUGCAAUGUCCCAGCAUCAACACCAUAAGGGUGUUCGGGGAAUCUGGUACAGGGAAGACCAUGCUCGUCAGAGAAGUGAAGAGAAUAGUCCGAAAACAAAAGUUAUUUGAUGCAGUUGUUAUGGCAUCUGUGAACGGGAACCCUACAAUCCAAGAUGAAAUUGCUCGUGACUUGGGUCUUUCUAAUGAACUUGCACUUCAGGAAGCUUCCAAUCAAGCAAAGGUAAUAAGGCUACCAAUAAAGAACGUCCUCUUAAUCUUGGACGACAUUGGGGAGCCAGAAAUAUAUUGGAAGUUGCGUGAAAAACUUCCUUUGAAAGAUAAGAACCAGAACAGGUUAUUAUCUUACAAAAUUUUGCUGAUUACUAGAGAUAGCAGCGUUCUUUUUGAUUUAUCUGAAAUACAGUUUGAGAUUAAACCAUUAGAAGAAGAAGACGCAUGGACGCUGUUCCAGAAGAUAGCCACUUACCAAACUGAAAAUCGUAGUUUACCAUUUUAUGCAAAAGAUAUUUGCAAGAGGUGUAACGGUUUGCCCUUUGCUGUUUCAAUACUUGCAAAGGCCUUGAAAAGUGGAAAACUAAGGCAGAAGACUGCUCUGCAAAAGCUACCAGUAACUCCGGCCCUUGAUUUUCGUUUAUUAAGAAUUUAUGAUUGUUUGCAAAGCUCCAACGUCCAACAAACUUUCUUGCUUUGUAGUCUAAUGGGUCAUAAUGCAGCUGUUCAAGACUUGUUGAAAUAUACGAUGGGCAUGGACUUAUUCCCAGCAGUCAAAUCCGUGGAGGAAGCACGAGAUGCAUUACUGAAUUCGAUGACUAGACUCAGAAAUUUUUCUUUUUUACUGGAUAGGGGUGGCAAUAUGCAUUUUGAUAUGCAUGAUCGUCUCAUGAUUUUUGCCAAAUCAGUUGCUUUGGGAGUAGUUGGACUGAACAACUGGAAGGAAAUGGAAAAAAUCAACUGGAUUUAUUUAUCAAAUACUAGUCAACUUGGAAUAGAGUUGAACUGCCCGAAGCUCACUUUCUUUCAUUUGUCUAAAGAGGAUCCUUCUAAACCAAUUCCACCAGGCUUGUUUACAGGAACUGGAGGGCUUAGAGUCCUGGGUUUGACUAAAACUUGCUCAAUGCCUCAAUCAAUUUCCCUUCUAAAUGACCUGCAUACCUUGCGUCUGGAUCAAAGUGUGUUAAGAGAUGCAGACAUGGGUGCAGUUAUAGGAAAGCUAUUGAAUUUGCAAGUCCUCAGCCUUGUGGGAUGUGAUCUCGAGGAGUUGCCGGAGCAAAUAGGGCAACUAGCUGAGCUGAAGUUGUUAGAUUUGAGUGAUUGUACCAAACUCAAAAUAAUUCCACUAGGUGUCUUGUCAAGGUUGUCCAGAUUAGAAGAACUGUAUAUGAGAAACAGCUUCAAUCAAUGGGCGAUGGAGGUUGUUAAGGAGCAGGGAAAAAAAAAUGCUACCCUUUCUGAGUUGAAGCAAUUAUGGAAGCUAACUGCUAUAGAGGUACGAAUUAAUAUUCGCAAUAUCGAGAUGAUUAUAGGAGGCUUGUUCUCUGAAAAUUUGACAAGAUACAAGAUUUUCCAAGGAGAUAUGUGGCAUUCUUGGGAUAGUUCUAGUGGAAGUUCAAAAAUAUUGAAGCUAGGUGGAAGAUUUUGUUUUGAGCCUUCAGUUAAGAAGUUGCUAAAGAAGACAGAGGAACUACAUUUACAGGGGACUAGGGAUGUCCCGGCUGUUAAUGAUUUAGAUGAGGAAGAUUUUCAAAACUUGAAGUAUCUCUUUAUCCAAGAUGCUCGGAAUGUUGAAUCUAUUUCAUGGAAGCCUGCAUUUCCCGUAUUGGAGGAAUUAGUUCUUCGUAAUUUGGAGAAUAUGACGGGGAUAUGCCGUGGUUCGGUUACAGAAUCACAUUUUAGCAAAUUAAGAAAGAUAACGGUUGAAACUUGUAAUCAACUAAAGAAUUUAUUCUCCUACUCUAUAGCCAAAAAUCUUCUCCAACUCCAAGAAAUUAGAGUGACAAACUGCAAAAACAUGGAAGAGAUUGUUGAUGACAAGGAGCAAGGGGGCAAAAUUGAUAAGGAACUGUGGUCCUUGAGAUUAGAAGACCUACCAAAUUUGAUUGGCUUCAACAGUAGUUGCAAGAAAAAGUCACUUUUCGAAGAACAGGUUGCAUCUUCCAGUGCUGGUCAGCAGUUUGGAUCUUUCAGUGCUGGUAAACUGAAGAAAUUGAUCAUUAAGGGAUGUGAUAACUUGGAAUACAUAUUCUCAUCUUCUAUGGCUCAAGGUCUAAAUAUGCUGGAACACCUUGAAAUAAGGAAAUGCAGGAGAAUGAAAGAGGUCAUUUUUACAGAUAAUAAUGGAGAAGAAAAGAAUUUGAUUGUCCCUCAGUUGAACAUUCUGGAGAUAGAAGACCUUGAAGACUUUGUCAAUUUCUAUUCAGGAAAGUGUAUUAUUGAAUUCAAAAAAUUGAAGAAACUGCAAGUGUUGAACUGCCCAAAAUUGGAGGGAUUCAUUGCAAACACACAGACACUAUUUAAUGAACAGGUUGAGUUUCCCAACUUGGAGUUUUUGAGGCUAUCUUCACUCAACAGUAAGCAAAUCUGGCACAUUUCAAGUGAGCAAACGGCUUCUGUUAAAAACUUAAAGAAGUUGUUUGUGGAGGAUUGUGGUAAUUUGGAGUAUCUAUUGAGAUCCUCUAUGAUUAAGAGUUUUGAACAACUCAGGGAGCUCAAGAUUUUUGACUGUAAGAUGAUGGAAGGGAUAAUAAAGGAAGAAGAAAGGAUGUGUGAGAUUUUCUUUCCAAAGCUGGACACCCUAGAACUUGAAGACCUUCCCAAACUCACAAGAUUCAAAUGCCUUUCUGCUGCCAGUAUUGAAAAUGUGGAAAAUACUUAUAUGUCAUCUCUCUCCCACGGAAAGAGUCUGAAGCAACUCGUAAUGCUUAAGAUUUGUGAUUGUGAAAUGAUGGAAGCGGUAAUAGAUUCAGAAGAAUCAAAUGAAGAAACAAUUUUCUUCCCUGAACUGCUCAGCAUAGAAUUCGUAAACCUUCCGAAGCUCACAAGAUUCUAUCAUGCAGAAAGUAGUGACACACCACCUCUCUUUAACGAAAAGGUUGGGUUUCCCAAGUUGAAGAUUUUAAGCUUGUCUUCAAUUGACAUUCAGCAAAUCUGGCAAAUUUCGAUUCAAAAAAUCUCUUUAGAAAAGCUUUUUGUGAAGGAUUGUGGCAAUUUGAAAUAUCUGUUCUUGUCUUCUAUGGUUAAGAGUUUUGAGCAACUCAUAGUGCUCAAGAUUUGUGACUGCAAGAUGAUGGAACAGGUAAUCGGCUCAAAUGAAUUAGUGGAAGAAGAAAUGAUGUGUGGGAUUUUCUUCUCUAAACUGGACACCCUAGAACUUGAAGACCUUCCCAAACUUGCAAGAUUGUGUCAUGGAAAUUACUCUAAAUUUAAGUUCUCCAAGCUUAGACGGUUCACCAUAAGCAAGUGUGCUGUGUUGAAGACGCUUAUAGGAGACAAUACAAUCGACACUGAAAAUGUGGAAAAUACUUAUGCACCAUCUCUCUUUGAUGAAAAGGUGGAAUUCCCUAAAUUAGAGCAGGUGAUAAUCAAGUUUAUGGGGAGUUGGUACAAGAUAUGGGACGACAAACAUGAUGUGAAUUCUUGUUGCCAACUAAAUUCUCUUACUGUGGAUUCAUGUGAAAAGCUGUUGAAUAUUUUCCCAUUUAGUAUGCUGGAAAGAGUACGUCAGAAGCUAGAAACACUGGAGAUACAGAAUUGUGAUUCACUAGAAGAGAUAUUUGGUGCUAGCCAACCACAAGCUCAGAUAACCACUCAACCAACUAAUUUGGUGGAAAUUGUCCCAAUGUUUCUCUUUCCAGAGUUGACACACAUAAAUCUUUCUAAGCUACCCAAACUGAAAGGCUUCGUCCCUCAAAUUCAUAUUAAUGAAUUGCCAUCAUUGAAACAAGUACAGGUGCACGGAUGUGAUGAAGUUCAGAUAUUUGCUUUAGAACACUCAAGUUACCAACUUGAAAUUCCGAUUCAGUGGAUAAGCAAGAGAAUUUUUUUAUACAAAAGGACUGGGAGGAUAUGUUACAUGUUACCUGCCAGGCACCUUGUAAUUACUUUGGGCAAUGAUCCUAGCUGUUGGAGGUGGUUCAAACCUGAUCCCAGGUUCCCUGAGGUUGCAGAGCUUCUUUAUAAUUCUUGGUUUGAAAUCCAUGGAAGGAUUAAUACUCGCAUGCUUUCUCCAAAAACAUGUUAUAAGGCUUACCUUGUGUUCAAGCUGGCGGACAAACCCUAUGGAUUUGGAAAUACACCUAUAGUAGCUGCUGUUCUACUUGGAGGAACUGAAGUUUCAAAGCGAGAAGUGUACGUGCAGGCAGAAAGUGGAACUGUAGGAAAUGGUGAUCAGUACCCGAAAGAGAGGGGAGACAAUUGGUUUGAGGUAGAAUUGGGUGAAAUUGAAUUCACCAAAGAAAGAGGCGGAGAUUUGGAAAUACAUCUUCUUAAGCACGGAUUUUUAAAGGUUAAGUGCGGUGUCAUUAUUCAAGGCAUGGAGAUCAGGCCAAAUUAGCAGGACAUCACAAGAUUCUCUUUCACCUUGGGUAUUUUAUGUGUGGGAGGAAUAUUUCUCCUCGUGUUAAAUUAUGGUCAGUUCUAUCGUCGUCCAAGCGUGGUCUCUUGAUCUUUAUUUGAACAAUGUAUGACUAAUUUGUGGAGUUAAUUACUAAGUUUGAAGUGAUUUAGAGUGUUUGAUUGUCUGACAAAAGAAUAAUUUAAACUGGAAUUU